AAUGAGCCUGACCCCUUCAAGCGCCGGCGGACGCAGCAGUCCGGACCCAGGCGCGCCCCUCCCGCCCCAGCCCACCCCGGCCUGCCGCCCGGGAGGGGAACAUGCCGCGCUCCUUCCUGGUGAAAACGCACUCCAGCCACAGGGUCCCCAACUACCGGCGGCUGGAGACGCAGAGAGAAAUCAAUGGUGCCUGCUCUGCCUGUGGGGGGCUGGUGGUGCCCCUCCUCCCCCGAGACAAGGAGGCCCCUUCUGUGCCCGGUGACCUUCCCCAGCCCUGGGACCGCUCCUCGGCCGUCGCCUGCAUCUCCCUGCCCCUCCUGCCACGGAUCGAGGAAGCUCUGGGGGCCUCUGGGCUGGACGCCUUGGAAGUCAGCGAGGUCGACCCUCGGGCCAGCCGGGCCGCCAUUGUACCCCUCAAAGACAGCCUGAACCACCUCAACCUGCCCCCACUGCUGGUGCUGCCCACACGGUGGUCCCCGACCUUGGGCCCAGACCGGCACGGGGCUCCGGAAAAACUGCUUGGGGCUGAGCGGAUGCCCCGAGCCCCGGGCGGCUUUGAGUGCUUCCACUGCCACAAACCCUACCACACGCUGGCCGGGCUGGCCAGGCACCGGCAGCUGCACUGCCACCUGCAGGUGGGGCGUGUCUUCACCUGCAAGUACUGCGACAAGGAGUACACCAGCCUGGGUGCCCUCAAGAUGCACAUCCGCACUCACACGCUGCCCUGCACCUGCAAGAUCUGUGGCAAGGCCUUCUCCAGGCCCUGGUUACUGCAGGGCCAUGUCCGCACCCACACAGGGGAGAAGCCCUAUGCCUGCUCGCACUGCAGCAGGGCCUUUGCCGACCGCUCCAACCUUCGGGCCCAUCUGCAAACGCACUCAGACGCCAAGAAGUACCGGUGCCGGCGCUGCACCAAGACCUUCUCCCGCAUGUCCCUCCUGGCGCGGCAUGAGGAGUCUGGCUGCUGCCCGGGCCCCUGAGAGGCACGUGGUCGGCGCAGGUAGGAGGGAUGGUCCUCACCGGGAGAGCUGGCGUCCCUCCUGCCCCCAGAGGAGCCAGGAGUCUGGGAGGGCGGGGCCUGGCCUCACACUUGGUGCGUCCUCCACAUCUGCGUCCAAUCAGAACCAAAGAAGUCCAGCGGGGGCCACUGGGCCGGAGGACACUCCCCCAGGCAUCCCACCGCGCGGAGCCCACUCAGAGGAGACUCCUCUCCCGGGGAAGGCUUUCAUCAGAACAAGAGCCAUGGUUCCAUUUCGACACGGCCAGGUCUCCGGGGCUACCCUUCCAAGAGUCAGAGCCUCGGGGAGGUGGCCGCCAGCAUGGGCCGGCACUGCCGCCGGAUGGCUGGCAAGGCUGCCUAGUUCCAUUGCAGCAGAAAUGAACAGUUCUGACUUAUAGUGAGCACCGCCCUGUGGCCCUUCCUCAGUAGGCACAACUACCUCUCAGCCAGCCCCCGCCAGCCUUUGGUUUGGGGUCUGGGACGAGCUGCCCCAUGUCACACGUCUAUGUGCAUGUGCACACACACUCAAACAUGUACACACACGUGCCCUCCCCACCUCACUAGACUCUCCGGGAGAUGGGGCAGGACUGGGAGAGCCCACGAUUGGUGAUUUGGGUGUGUUGGGAUGAGGCGGAGUGCCUGUGGGAUUUGUCCCGGUCAGAGCCUCAGGGGGCUGGGGUCUCAGGGCACUCAGCUUCCCAGGCAAUAACAGCCGUGGGGUAAUAAAUGGUCUCUGCACA
This is a messenger RNA of Homo sapiens (human), 1740 nucleotides long. It is a transcript of the gene SNAI3, whose product is annotated as snail family transcriptional repressor 3. The record is from RefSeq and is marked validated. Gene Ontology annotation, biological process: negative regulation of transcription by RNA polymerase II. Gene Ontology annotation, molecular function: DNA-binding transcription repressor activity, RNA polymerase II-specific; sequence-specific double-stranded DNA binding; RNA polymerase II transcription regulatory region sequence-specific DNA binding. The transcript has 3 exons. Gene Ontology annotation, cellular component: nucleus; transcription regulator complex. Bases 102 to 980 code for a protein of 292 amino acids. NCBI's taxonomy places the organism in Eukaryota, Metazoa, Chordata, Mammalia, Primates, Hominidae.